Ustilago hordei is the source of this 372-nucleotide messenger RNA. RefSeq lists its product as uncharacterized. Lineage: Eukaryota; Fungi; Basidiomycota; Ustilaginomycetes; Ustilaginales; Ustilaginaceae. The transcript has a single exon. The record is from RefSeq and is a predicted model, not a curated record. The coding region runs from base 1 to 372 and encodes 123 amino acids.
AUGAAGACCUUCCACAAAGUCGUAUUCAAGCCCGACUCUCAAUCCACCGACGAGUUUAUGGUCAUCGUCAACGGCGAAGAGUUCAAAAAGUGGAUCGCAGGUGACAAGACCAUCCCUCUCGCAGAAGUCGUUGAUUCUUUCGACGUUUUCCACACCGGUACCGGUGCUCAAGGAAUCAUGGGCCGCCCAAGCAAACAGUUGCUCGAUACCGUUUUCGAUACUCACAAGGACGUCGAUGUAGUGACGCACAUCCUCGAAAGGGGUCAGUUGCAGACAGCGAGCCAUAAGGAAGCUUACAGCACAACUAACGAUGCUAAGCAGCCUCAGAAUGCUACUUCCCAUGGUAGUUCUGGUGGCUUCGGUGGCCGAUAA